AUGUCGUCGGCUAAGCCCCGCAUUCUCUUCUUCAACCCCGUGAGGCACGCAGUGCCGUUUUAUAAGAAGCUCCAAGAACAUGCCCACACAGAGGUAGUGACAAGUAAAGGCAGGGAGGAGUUCUUCAAAGAUGUCACAGACAAAUAUAAAGAUAUUUUUGCCAUCUAUCGGACAUCCGCUAGCGGUGCAGUAGCCGGCAAGUUCGACGCAGAACUAAUCAAUCAUCUUCCCGAAAGCUGCAAAUAUAUUUUUCACAAUGGAGCAGGCUAUGACCCAAUCGACACGGAAGCCUGCGCCAAGCGAGGCAUCAUCGUCACCAAUGCCCCAGACCCAGUCACAGAUGCAACCGCUGACCUAGCGGUCCUCCUCCUCCUGGGUGCUCUCCGAAACCUCAACCCUGCGAUUCGCUCCCUCCGCGCAGGAACCUUCAAACAAGGCGUAGGUUUCGGCCACGACCCCCAAGGCAAGACGCUAGGUAUCCUCGGCAUGGGCCGAAUCGGUCGCGCUAUCAAACAGCGCUGCGAGCCUUUUGGUAUCAAGACCGUCUAUCAUAAUCGACGUCCUUUAUCUGCUGAGUUAUCCGCGGGGGCCGAGUAUGUCUCUUUUGAGAAGCUGCUCACUGAGAGCGAUAUCAUUAGUAUUAACGUGCCGUUGAAUGCGAAUACAAAGCACUUGAUUGGCGCAGCCGAGAUCGCAAAAAUGAAGCCCGGUGUUGUUAUUAUCAACACCGCUCGUGGUGCUAUUAUCGAUGAGGCUGCUAUGGCUGAUGCCCUGGAGACUGGGCAUAUUGGCGCUGUGGGGUUGGAUGUGUAUGAACGGGAGCCGGAGAUUAAUGAGAAGCUUGUGAAGAAUGAACGUGCGCUUUUGGUGCCGCAUAUUGGGACGCAUACGUGUGAGACGCUGGCGAAGAUGGAGGAGUGGGCGAUGGAGAAUGCGAGACGGGCCAUUGUGGGUGAGGUGUUGUUGUCGCCAGUUCCGGAGCAUUCAGGGUUGGUGAAUAGGAAUGCUUGA
This is a messenger RNA of Aspergillus welwitschiae, 1011 nucleotides long. Its product is annotated as D-mandelate dehydrogenase-like dehydrogenase. Gene Ontology annotation, molecular function: NAD binding; hydroxypyruvate reductase [NAD(P)H] activity; glyoxylate reductase (NADPH) activity. Gene Ontology annotation, cellular component: cytosol. The record is from RefSeq and is a predicted model, not a curated record. Lineage: Eukaryota; Fungi; Ascomycota; Eurotiomycetes; Eurotiales; Aspergillaceae. Bases 1 to 1011 code for a protein of 336 amino acids. The transcript is spliced from 3 exons.